Anneissia japonica is the source of this 3152-nucleotide messenger RNA. RefSeq names its product PHD finger protein 14-like. The coding region runs from base 214 to 2481 and encodes 755 amino acids. NCBI's taxonomy places the organism in Eukaryota, Metazoa, Echinodermata, Crinoidea, Comatulida, Comatulidae. Gene Ontology annotation, biological process: regulation of transcription by RNA polymerase II. The record is from RefSeq and is a predicted model, not a curated record. The transcript is spliced from 18 exons.
UGCUCUGUUUUCUGAAUUGUUCCUUAUUUAUUACCCUUCAAUAUUGUGCUCACACAUACUAUCUGGCAACUAUUCAAUGUAAGUCAGAUAGUGCCUCAUCCCCUGCAUCUUUUGUCUUGACGGAGCUAAAGUGUGACCACACUGAGUGAAGGGAGCUCAGUUGCACGAAAAAUCAAAUAAAUUGCGGUGUGAAUUUUUCCUGUGUUGUUCCACAUGGAACAGAAUACUGCAGCAGAAUCCAAAGAGGAUGAAGGAGUUGGAUUUCUGUUUAAGGCAAUGAUGGAAAGGGAUCCAAAGAAAAGGAGAGUCAAACCUGUUGAGCGCCACCUGCUGCAGCUUGAUUUUGGAUUGGACGACAGUGAGGAUGAUAGUGACUUUGAAGUUGAAGAGCAUCAUAAAAAAGAUGAAUCUGAUCAGUCGGAUGAAGAAACUGAGGGAGAAAGUGAUGAUGAAGAAGAGAGCACGUCAGAUGAUGAAGAAGACAGCGAGGAAGAGACAGAAAAUUCAGAAUCUGAUAAAGAUCUCAGCGUGUCUGAUAUGAUCAGCAAAGCUAAGUCAAGAAAAAUCACAGAAAUGAACCUCAUGAAUUUCCACUCAAAACACACUAAUGCUAUCAAAGUGCUUAUCUGUGCUGUGUGUCUUGGAGAAGUAAGCAAAGACAAUGAUGAAAUCAUAGAGUGCGAUAAUUGUGGGAUACCUGUACAUGAGAGUUGUUAUGGUGAUGACAGCGAAGACUCGAGUAGCGUUGAGACUGAAAGUUCAACAGAACCGUGGUUCUGUGACGUCUGUAAGGCAGGUGUAGUGAAUCCAAGCUGUGAGUUGUGCCCCAACAUUGGCGGAAUAUUCAAAGAAACAGAUGCAGCAAAGUGGGUUCAUCUGGUGUGUGCCUUGUAUAUUGGAGGAGUUGCAUUUGGCGAUGUAGACAAAUUAAGUCCUGUUACUCUGUCGGAACUCCAGCCUUCCAAGUGGGGUGCUAGAGAAUGUUGUUACUGUGAAGAUGAAAGGUUUAGCUACACUGGUGUUUGUAUCCCAUGUGAUGCUGGAAUGUGUCGUAACUAUUGCCACGCUACUUGUGCCCAGAGGGCAGGAUUGUUAUCUGAAGCAUCACCGGAAGAGGACAUUGCAGACCCAUUCUAUACGUACUGCAAGCUACAUGCAGAUAAUGCCAGUAUGAAGAGGAAACGGCAGAACUGGCUAGCCGUGCAGUCUCACCUUAAAAUUCACAGCCAGAAUAAACCCAAUGAUCCAAUUACAAUCCAAAGGAUAAACGAGAAAUUAAAGAAAUCAAGCGAAAAGUAUCUAGAACGGAAACGUCAGUGGCCAGCCCCAUGGACGCCCCCACAGAAAACACCAAGGAUGUUAACAACCAGUGCUUCGGCUUGUCGGAGGUUGAUGAGGAAGGCCGAGUUACUGGGAUUCAGUGGGGAUCAAACCCAGUAUCAAAAAAGCAAGGACAGAACAGAGAGUGCUAGAAAAUGGAAUGUCCUACCAGCAUUUAGUACAGAUUUCAUCAGUUAUUAUUUAGAUCGGGAUUCUCGAAUGACCCAGAUGAAGACUCACCUUGAUGACCUUAUAAACUCCAAUGAUGAGAUGCGUGGUGAGAACCAAAUACUGAGGCUCAGCUAUGAUGAGUUGACAGCGGAAGCUGAAAAGUUACGCAUAAUCAACAGCCAGAUGAUUGCCGCUGGUGAAGCCAUCUUCAACUUAUUGUCCAAGCUUGGCGGGAAGCCGUUACCCCUCCCACCAGUCCUUUUACCCCACAAACCAAAAAAGUCACCCACCAAGAAAGAUCCUUCAAAAAUUUCAACUAUUAUUAACUUCUGUGGGAUAUGCAAGAAAACUCACUCACAACACCAACUGGCCCAGUGCGACACAUGCAAGAACCACUAUCACCUCUCCUGCUUAGAUCCACCGCUUACAAGGAUGCCCAAAAAGACAGCUUUCAGUGCUUGGCAGUGCUCAGAGUGCGUCACAAGCGAUAGUGAAACAUCUCCUCAGGACAUAGACGAAGAGGGGGAUGAAAUUAAACGAAGGAAACGAAGAGUAAUCAAGGAACCAGUAAAAUUUAUCUCUCAGGUUAUGCCAUCCAAAAAGGGUAGCAAAGGAAAGUUAAAGAAAAGGAAGAAAGUAAGGAAGCCAGCAGCUUUGAAGACAGAUGACACAAAAGAAGACGUGGAUGGUAAAGGGUCAUCAUCUAAGAGGCCACGAUUGAGUGAUAUAAAAAACAAUUGUGCUAAUUGCAGCCAAGAAGGAAAUUUCACAAACCUUGUCAGGUGUGAUAAAUGCAAGAGUUGUUAUCAUUUUGGCUGUUUAACUCCACCUCUGAAGAAGAGUCCUAAACAACGAGGUUAUGAAUGGUUCUGCACUGACUGCGACUCCCUUUCAGAGGAUGAGCAUUCAAAAGACGAAAAAAUGGAAGAUGAUCAAUCAGUUAAAGAUGAAGGAACUGAGAAAGAAGAUAAAGAAAAAACUGCCAACUAAAAUGAUGUGUGGAAAAGAAUAUUGAAAUUUAAGAAAAAAUCUGCUGGUUGUGAUUCAAUAGGUUUGAUCUAUUACAAUCUACUACACAUACUAUCAUCAUAAUGUUACAUUGAUUGCAACUUUCCAUUUUAUGUGUCUUUUUCAAUGUGAUAGAAUGAAUAAUAAAGUAGUGGUCUGUCUGGUUUUUUACUCAAUAUUAUGUGUUAUGUAUUUCUCAAAGGGGUUUUGAUAUCUUUUGUUACUGAAAUUUAAUAAAUUUACAUGACUAUAAACAACUGAUGAAAUGAUAGAUUUCGGCAUAGAGAGAAUGUAUGCACUAUUUGGCGAAGAUAGGAUGAAGAAAAGGAUAAAAUUUAAUUAAAUUCACACAAAUGCACCUACAGUGCUCUACUAAUGUGUACAUCGUUUUAUGAUAGCAGCCAGAGUCAAUGAGGAAGAAAAUAACCCAACAUUAGGGUAGGCAGAUUGGCGCAGCGUGAUCUGUUUGAUUUCCAGACCUUGAACCUCAUGCUGUCCAUUCUCGGCCGGCCAUGCAUAGAUACCUCAGCUUGCAUCGUUAUAAAAGUUGUAAAGUGACUUAUUGUCAUGAUUGAGCCUAUAGUAGGCUCUGGCCCAUAGUUUGAAACUUAUGCAGCGAACCAUUUGAUUAGCUAUUUUGAAACCCUCUUGAG